Misgurnus anguillicaudatus (oriental weatherfish) is the source of this 3256-nucleotide messenger RNA. RefSeq names its product WD repeat domain 47b (gene wdr47b). Gene Ontology annotation, molecular function: protein binding. The record is from RefSeq and is a predicted model, not a curated record. NCBI's taxonomy places the organism in Eukaryota, Metazoa, Chordata, Actinopteri, Cypriniformes, Cobitidae.
UGCUGCUGCUGAUGGUGAUGCUGGGUGAGACAGGCGGAAAGUGGGUGGGGACAUGCAGGUCAUUGUCGAGAUAAACGCAACGCACGUUGACAGGACGCUGAGCUGAACAUUAAUCCGCAUUUCCAAGGAAUAAUUAAGACGCAUUUGGCCACAUAUUGAUUUGAGACAACCAACACCAUGACUGCAGAGGAGAUCAUAAACAUCAAAGAAGCGGAGAUCAUAAAGCUCAUCUUGGACUUUCUCAACUCCAGGAAGCUUCACAUAAGCAUGCUGGCUUUAGAAAAGGAGAGUGGGAUCAUCAAUGGGCUUUAUUCAGAUGAUAUGCUCUUUCUAAGGCAACUUGUAUUAGAUGGCCAAUGGGAGGAAGUUCUGCAGUUCAUACAACCUUUAGAGUGCCUGGAUAAAUUUGACCGAAAGAGAUUUCGAUAUAUCAUCUUAAAACAGAAGUUUCUGGAAGCUCUUUGUGUAAACAAUGCCAUAUCAGCAUCAGAUGAUCCUGAGAACCUGGAGCUCACCAUGCAGGAUGCAGUAAAAUCUCUCCAUGCCUUGGAAGAGUUCUGCCCAACCAAAGAAGACUACAGUAAACUUUGCCUUCUCCUCACCCUACCUCGCCUCACCAACCACGCCGAAUUCAAAGACUGGAACCCCAGCACCGCCCGCGUCCACUGCUUCGAGGAAGCCUGCUUAAUGGUGGCCGAGUUCAUCCCUGCGGACCGCAAACUGAGCGAGGCUGGUUUCAAAGCCAGCGGAGAUCGUCUUUUCCAGCUCCUCAUUAAAGGAAUACUGUACGAAUGCUGCGUCGAGUAUUGUCAGAGCAAGGCGACUGGAGAAGAGAUCCGCGGAGAGGAAGUUCUUCUAGCUGUAGAUGUCCUUUGUGGUAACGGUUGCGAGGAACUGGACCUAAGUUUGCUUUCGUGGCUUCAAAACCUUUCGUCGUCCGCCUUCGCCUGCUCUUUCGAACAGAAGACCUUGAACAUCCACGUGGACCGCCUCGUCAAACCAGCCCGGACGGGUCACGCGGACCUUCUCACACCUCUCCUCACCAAACUCUCGCCCUGCCCAGCCUCGCCUUUGCGCAGACCCCAAUCGGCGGAUACUUACAUGUCCCGAUCUCUCAAUCCCGUCCUGGAUGGACUAUCGCACGGUUUGGCUGGGAGGGAAAAGAAAAGCAUGGAUGGGGAUGGAAAGGGAGCAGCAAUGUCGCAGUCUUUCGCUAAUUUUGGGUAUCCAUCAAGCAAGGGUGCGUUGGAAACCAGCGUCUUUGGUGAUUCCCCAGACAGAGCACAAGCUCAGUCUGAGAAGAUAAAUGGCUCAGAAGGAACAAACUCGCAGCGUCCUCCACUGACACCUGGGAAUGAUGGUGGCCCCGUGGGAUCAGAUGAAAAGUCUGAGGAGCAACUUCAGGAGUUUCAGCGUCAGCGGUUACGAGUACAACAGCAUCUUGAACAGAAGCAGCAGCAGAGGCAGCUGUACCAUCAGAUGCUGCUGGAGGGUGGAGUUCACCCUCCGGAUCAACCCACAGACACGGCCCGACACAACCUUACCCAGACGUUCCUGAACAGGUCCAUUCAAAAACUGGAGGAACUGAAUGUGGGCAUGGAAGAUCUGGGAGAAGACGUUCAGGCUUUGGCUCAGCAGUGUAACGGUGUGACGGCGGCUGGUAAACAAACCCCGGAAACUGGAUCAGGUGGGAUCAAGGCUUCGGCGAUCAGCAGCACCCCUCAGAAGGGAGGAGGUCGAGGGGUGCCGUCGCUGGAUGAGUCCCCUGUGCUGGUCAACCAGAGUGUGUUUCAGGAUGAGAAACCCAAAUCCCCGUUUGUUGUGGUGGAGACGCUGGAGGAUACACAAGCUGUGCGGGCCGUUGCUUUCCACCCGUCUGGGACCCUCUAUGCUGUGGGCUCGAACUCGAAAACCUUGCGUGUCUGCACCUACCCAAGAUCUCUUAAAACUAGCGCACAAAGUCCAGCAAAGCAGCCCGAUAUCUGUUUCAAACGUAUUAAGCACCACAAAGGCUCCAUCUACUGCGUCGCCUGGAGUCCCUGUGGGCAGCUGCUUGCCACCGGCUCCAAUGACAAAUACGUCAAAGUUCUGCCUUUCAACGCAGACACCUGCAACGCCACAGGGCCCGAUCUAGAGUUUAGCAUGCAUGACGGUACCAUCAGAGACCUGGCGUUCAUGGAGGGUCCUGAAAGUGGAGGGGCAAUACUUAUUAGUGCUGGUGCUGGAGACUGCAACAUCUACACCACUGACUGCCAGAGAGGACAAGGACUACACGCUCUCAGUGGACACACAGGUCACAUACUGUCCCUGUACACAUGGGGUGGAUGGAUGAUCGCAUCUGGCUCUCAGGAUAAGACGGUGAGGUUUUGGGACCUGCGUGUACCCAGCUGUGUGAAGGUUGUGGGGACAGCUCUACAUGGAACAGGAAGUGCAGUCGCCUCGGUUGCAGUAGAUCCCAGCGGUCGGCUCAUGGCCACCGGAUUGGAGGACAGUCGUUGCAUGCUUUAUGACAUCAGAGGUGGCCGAACGGUCCAGUCAUACCGUCCACACACCAGCGAUGUCCGUUCUGUCCGAUUUUCUCCUGGUGCGCAUUAUCUACUCACAGGAUCAUAUGAUAACAAAGUCAUGAUCUCUGAUCUUCAAGGAGAUCUCACCAAAACCCUGCCAGUAACUGUGGCUGCAGAACAUGCCGAUAAAGUGAUCCAGUGUCGAUGGCACACCAGAGAUCUCUCCUUUUUGUCCUCUUCAGCCGAUAAGACGGUCACAUUAUGGGCAUAUCAGCCGUAACAUACACCAUUGUGCUGGAUGAGGCUACAAGAAAUAGCACAGAAACAUUCAUUCACCAGAAGUCAUUUAGUAAGAGAGUUAUGAGUAUGUUGAUGUGUUUGUAUUACAUUGUCUAUAGUGAAAAAUCGACUGACUGUUCAAUUGAAAUGCAUGUCGAAGUUGUGACUUUUUUACAAAAACAAAAAAUGCCACACGUAGGUACUUAGGUGUAGGCUAUUUUAGGUAAUGAAACGGUCCCGAAUAUGUGAGCGAAAUUGUGCCUUGAGGUAUUGUUCUCUGUAGUUACACUGAAUGUCUUGUAAAUAUGAGCUUUUUGUAUAUGCAUAAAUUAUAGUUUGAGUUGUUUAGCACAUUGCACUAUGGACAUUUCGCACUUACAAAUACUGUUUUAAGCAGCAUGAACUUUCAUCUCUUCAUUGAUACAAAUGUAAAUAAACCAACAUGCUGUAAAUAAAAAGAGUAGAGGUUU